Molecule: messenger RNA, 1582 nt
Organism: Phoenix dactylifera (date palm)
Lineage: Eukaryota; Viridiplantae; Streptophyta; Magnoliopsida; Arecales; Arecaceae
Product: heat stress transcription factor B-2b
Biological process (GO): regulation of transcription by RNA polymerase II
Cellular component (GO): nucleus
Molecular function (GO): RNA polymerase II cis-regulatory region sequence-specific DNA binding; DNA-binding transcription factor activity
Source: RefSeq, a predicted model, not a curated record
GUUGAUGGGAUGGCUUACGGAUUGCCUUCUUUCUCCCCCACCACCCUCCUCCUUUUUCUUUCUUCUUCCAAUUCCUCCCUCUUCCUCCUCUCCGCUUCCCCUCUCCCAACUCGAUGUAAUAUAACCCUGCCCCGAACCUUCCAGAAUCUUUGAAUCCUCGAACCUACCGCACGCCUUCCCCUCCUCCCUUCAGAAACUUCCUUGACCAAGAAAAUAAAUCCAUCUUCCGAUCUCCGUCAUCUUUCCUUUCCCUGGAGGGUUUUUUCCGAGAGAAGAGGAGGACUUGUCUUGGGUUGAGAUCCGUGGAGGGAUCGGCGCUGGGAGCGAUGCCUCGUCCUCCGCCGCCGCCGGUGGAGGGGGAACAGCCGGCGUCGGUGACGGUGGUGGCGGACGGGCAGAGGUCGAUGCCCACGCCGUUCCUGACGAAGACGUACCAGCUUGUCGACGAUCCGGCCAUCGACGAUGUGAUCUCGUGGAACGAGGAUGGGAACACGUUCGUCGUCUGGCGCCCCGCCGAGUUCGCCCGGGAUCUUCUUCCCAAGUACUUCAAACACAACAACUUCUCCAGUUUCGUCCGCCAGCUCAAUACCUACGGAUUCCGGAAGAUCGUGCCGGAUAGAUGGGAGUUCGCGAACGAGUGCUUUAGAAGAGGAGAGAAGCGGCUUUUGUGCGACAUCCAUCGCCGGAAGAUAACUCCGGCGGCGGUCCAGGUAGCGGCCCCGGCGAACCAGGGCUUGUCGCCGGGGAACUCGGGCGACGAGCAGGCCCUCUCCUCAAACUCCUCCCCUGGAAGGGAGCAGCAGCAGCCGCCCGCGGCGGUGGGACGGCCAGCGGCGCCGCCGGGGUGCAGCAGCGUGCCGGAGUUGAUGGAAGAGAACGAGCGGCUCCGGAGAGAGAAUAUGCAGCUCUCACACGAGCUCGGGCAGAUGAAGAAUCUCUGCAACAACAUCCUCCUCCUCAUGUCCAAGUACGCCUCCAGCCAGCAACUGGGCGCCGCCGCCGGCGGCGGCGGCGGUGGCGGGCCACCGCUAGAGGUGGCUCCGCCCCUGGAGCUGAUGCCGGCGAGGCGGUCGCCGGAGGAGGAGCGUGUGAAAGCGGAGGUGGGGCCCAGCACGAGGCUCUUCGGCGUCCCGAUCGGACUGAAGCGCUCCCUGCGCGACGCUGCCGAGGAGGCGAACCCUUCGGGUCCGGAGGUGAAACCUGAGCCGUUGGAUCCGGGCGCCGAUCCGCAGGACUCGUCGGCCGACCACCGCCGGUGGCUCUGCUGCCCUCGACCGAACCAGCGGGUGUGCAACGGGUAGCCGGAGCACGUGAUCCAAGGACUUAAUCACGUGCCUGGCGCGCUUCCUAAAUCACAAGCCUAGAGAACUUCCUGGAAUUUGUUUUUUUUUUUUUCCCCCAUCAUGUAGAAUUAUAAUUCGACCUUUCUUGGAAAGAAACAAGAAAGCAGAGUGCUUUCCGCACUCCAUCAACGUCGCGGUAAAUGCUGCUGUCGCUGACGCGCUGAUAGAACGGAAAAGGCUCCCUCUUUGGCAUCUGAUCAAAAAGAUUCAGAGAUACGACUGCCUUUGGUUGAUUUUUC